UACGGCCGCGCUCCGCACCGAGGAGGGAGGGAGGGAAACUCCGGACCAGAGACAAAGGGGGGGGGCCGAGUCGGGAACAUCCGGGUCAUUCGCUGCUGCUUCAAUCCGGGACACGCGCGAGUGCUGCGGCCGAUCACGAAGGACUGUGAAUAUGUCUGGCAUAGCUCUUAGCAGACUGGCACAGGAGAGAAAAGCCUGGAGAAAAGAUCAUCCAUUUGGAUUUGUAGCAGUACCCACGAAAAAUCCAGAUGGCACAAUGAAUCUAAUGAACUGGGAGUGUGCUAUUCCAGGAAAGAAAGGGACACCAUGGGAAGGAGGCUUAUUUAAAUUACGGAUGCUUUUCAAGGAUGACUACCCUUCUUCACCCCCAAAAUGUAAAUUUGAGCCACCAUUAUUCCACCCAAACGUGUAUCCUUCAGGCACAGUGUGUCUCUCCAUCUUAGAGGAGGAUAAGGACUGGAGGCCAGCAAUCACAAUUAAACAGAUCUUGUUAGGAAUACAAGAACUUCUAAAUGAACCAAAUAUUCAAGACCCAGCUCAAGCAGAGGCUUACACAAUUUACUGCCAAAACAGAGUGGAAUAUGAAAAGAGGGUUCGAGCACAAGCCAAGAAGUUUGCACCAUCAUAAGCAUCUGUCAUGCAGCAUCUUGUAAAGGAAGGGAUUGGUUUGGCAAGAACUUGUUUACAAAACUUUUGCAAAAUCUAAUGUUGCUAUGUACAAUUAAUAUCCACUUAGGGGAGGGGGUUGUAUGUGUGCCAUUUUCCAUAUUCGCCACUUGUAUACAGUUCUAAAUUUGCUGAAUUGCCCCCAGUUUUUUCAUACAGGGUCUCUUCCUUCAGUCUUUUGUAUUUUUGAUUGUUAUGUAAAACUUGCUUUUAUUUUAAUAUUGAUGUCAGUAUUUCAACUGCUGUAAAAUUACAACCUUUUAUACUUCUAUAAAUUCACUAGUAUCUCUAGUUCCUUUGCUCUGAUGCAGGCAUGCUUUAAAAUGUUAGAACUAUAUUUAGCCUCUAGCUGGCUGUAUGGAAAAAAAAACACCACAAAAAUCAUGCCCUCCAACCCCUUCCCUCACUGAAUUCGGUUUUAUAUCCUUGAGAAACUAGGCUGUUACUGCUUAAGAGCCUCCAAGAUCCAAAGUCAGCCAGCAUCCUUAUUCUGCAUCACUUCCUCUGUGUUUAUAUGGCAUUCUGUCUGUGUUGCUGUUUAGAAUAAAUAAACUGUUUAUAUAAAGGGCUUUGUUUCAUUUAUCUUCAUUAAAAUGAUUAAAAGAUUGCCAUUUAAAUGGCUCUGAACACAAUUCAGUGCAAGUCCUAUUUUUAAGGCCUGUGAUGCUGCACUUACAUUUUGUUUAGAUGUUGCCCUCAUUUACUUUUCCUGCCUCCAACCCCAAAAUGAAUGCAGCCCCUCUUUGGGCCCUGAGUGGUAAUUGCAGCUGUUCAACUUUGAAUACAGAAUUCUGAUUAGCUAGAGACCAGUUGCUUACUGUGCAUAGUGAGAUCAGUAUGCUGGUGUGAUCACAUUAACAUAAUAUAACACAAGCAUUAGACUGAUGUGAACAAUAAUAGAAAGAAUGUCCAAGGAAUGCAACGGGACCUACAGCAACCGGGCAUUUUAAAUGGUACUUGUUUAUCAGGAAUACUUCUGUGCCUUCUUCCAUAUGUCAAUGUAUAGAGCUUUUAGGAAAAGGACGUGCAUAAUGCAAUUAAAGUUCCCUUCUGUAAAGUUAAAUUAUGUAAGUUAUUUUCAUGUAUGUCAAUCUGAUGUGCCCUCCAUUAAACUUUCACUGCUUUUUAAUUA
This is a messenger RNA of Melopsittacus undulatus (budgerigar), 1798 nucleotides long. RefSeq names its product ubiquitin conjugating enzyme E2 I (gene UBE2I). Gene Ontology annotation, molecular function: SUMO conjugating enzyme activity. The record is from RefSeq and is a predicted model, not a curated record. The transcript is spliced from 7 exons. NCBI's taxonomy places the organism in Eukaryota, Metazoa, Chordata, Aves, Psittaciformes, Psittaculidae. Gene Ontology annotation, cellular component: nucleus. Gene Ontology annotation, biological process: protein sumoylation. The coding region runs from base 152 to 628 and encodes 158 amino acids.